Messenger RNA from Penicillium verhagenii, 1545 nucleotides. Its product is annotated as glycoside hydrolase family 47 protein. Gene Ontology annotation, cellular component: Golgi membrane; endoplasmic reticulum. The transcript is spliced from 4 exons. Gene Ontology annotation, molecular function: calcium ion binding; mannosyl-oligosaccharide 1,2-alpha-mannosidase activity. NCBI's taxonomy places the organism in Eukaryota, Fungi, Ascomycota, Eurotiomycetes, Eurotiales, Aspergillaceae. Gene Ontology annotation, biological process: N-glycan processing; carbohydrate metabolic process. Bases 1 to 1545 code for a protein of 514 amino acids. The record is from RefSeq and is a predicted model, not a curated record.
AUGCGCCCCAUAUCGUCAUUAUCUUUAGUGGCUCUAGGCUUAGUGGGGUCCACCACUGCUUAUCCACAGCCAUAUCAAGAUGCCGAGGCUGUCUUGGGCGUUUCCUCUGCCUCCUCAAACCAGGACAAGGCCGAUGCUGUCAAGGAGGCCUUUCAACAUGCAUGGGACGGAUACAAAAAAUAUGCCUUCCCACACGAUGAGUUGCAUCCGGUGAGUAAUGGGUACGGGGACUCCAGGAACGGAUGGGGUGCCUCCGCAGUCGAUGCCCUUUCAACUGCCAUUGUCAUGGGUAACCAGGAUGCAGUCACCACGAUCUUGGAACAUAUCGCCGGAAUUGAUUACAGCAAGACCUCGGACCAGGUCAGCUUAUUUGAAACAACCAUUCGAUACCUAGCUGGCAUGCUAUCCGGUUAUGAUUUGUUGACCGGUCCAGCUGCAAAUAUGGCCACCGAUCCAAGUCACGUUGAUGCUUUACUCACACAGUCGAAGAAUCUGGCCGAUAUUCUUAAAUUCGCUUUUGAUACCCCCUCCGGUGUCCCCUACAACGGUAUCAACAUCACUUCUCAGGGGAAUGACGGAGCCACGACCAAUGGCCUUGCGGUGACCGGUACCCUUGUGCUGGAAUGGACUCGUCUGUCCGACCUGACAGGUGACGACGAAUAUGCCAAACUCAGCCAGAAGGCCGAGUCCUACCUGUUGAACCCUCAGCCAGCCAGCACAGAACCAUUCCCCGGCCUUGUGGGCAGUCACAUCAGCAUCGCCAAUGGUCAAUUCACCGAUGGCUCAGUUACCUGGAAUGGAGGUGACGAUUCGUUCUACGAGUACCUGAUUAAAAUGUACGUGUACGACCCUAAGCGGUUCGAGACGUACAAGGACCGCUGGGUCCUGGCCGCCGAGUCGACCAUUAAGCACUUGGCGUCACACCCGGAAGCCCGCCCGGAAUUGACGUUCCUGUCUUCGUACAACAACGGCAACUAUGAUCUCAACUCACAACAUUUGAGUUGUUUCGACGGCGGAAGCUUCCUUUUGGGUGGAAGCGUACUGGGCCGUCAGGACUUUAUUGACUUUGGUCUUGAGCUGGUUCAUGGAUGCGAGGCUACUUACAAUUCUACUUUAACCCACAUUGGUCCGGAUUCAUGGGGCUGGGACCCUAAACGGGUACCAAGUGACCAGAAGGCAUUUUACGAAAAGGCGGGUUUCUACAUCAACAGUGGUUACUACGUCCUGCGACCGGAGGUGAUUGAAAGUUUCUACUAUGCGUACCGUGUGACUGGGAACAGUAUAUAUCGCGAUUGGGUGUGGAAUGCAUUUGUGGGAAUCAAUGCUACUUGCCGCACUGACUCGGGUUUUGCGGCCGUCACCAAUGUGAACGCUCCGAAUGGUGGUUCCAAGGACAACAACCAGGAAAGCUUCCUGUUUGCCGAAGUCCUGAAGUACUCGUACCUGACUCACGCAGAGGAUGCCGAGUGGCAGACUAAGAAGGGUGAUAACAAUGCUUUCGUGUUUAACACCGAGGCCCACCCCAUGCGUGUGAACCGUACCUAA